AUGUCGGACUCUCUGGUUGUGUUACAAAGAGAAUAUGAAAUAAAGCAAGGGGACACCUUGAGGCUUGAUGCCUUUAUUUAGUCACUGGAAAAGGACAGAGACUGCCAUAAAUGUGAGACUGAGAAUUUGUUGAAGGCAUUAAGAAACACAUUCUCAAGUCCUAAGUAAAUCUCUACUUGUGGCAGCAUAAAAAAAAAAGUCAUCUGUCCUGUGGUUUCUGAUCCAGAAGUCUUGAAAAUAUUGAGAGAAUGUGAAGAACUUGGGUCAACAUGGGAAAUGAAUGAAUGUCAGGCAGAAAUUCAGGGUAACUUCAAAGUUUUAACAGUUGAGAGAGACAAAAUUCUCAGUCUUUAUGAACAGGCACAAGAGGAGAUUUCCCAGCUUUGUCAGGAAGUUAUAAAAUGCCCCAGGACUCCUAAAAGCAUCACUCCUGUAACAGCUUAAGCUGUAUUCAGACACAUGGAGCUAGAAAGGAAUACAGCACUGUCAGAUUGCCAAAGGAUGCCUACAGAACAUGAUAGCCUCAGGAAGCAGUUACAGAUUUCCCAAGAAACUUCUUUUAAUGAAAAGGCUCAUUUGGAACAGAGAACUGAAGAAUUAGAUACAAGUUAGAAAUUUUUAGAUAGUGAACAGUUAGAAGAGAUGUCUAAAGUGGCACUGAUGAAAGACACCAUUGAUUCUCUGGAAACUGAGAUGAAAAGAUUGACAAGAAGAUUGGAUUCUGAAACUGUGAGUUGACAAGAAGCUGAAUAUGCUUCUCUUAGUUUAUUGAAUGAAACAGCAGAACUGAGUGUUUCAGAGAUUCAGUGAAACCUUGUGAAGAAAAAACUUGAAAUGCAACUUAGCCAAGAGAAAAUGAUGCAUGUACUAUAUAAAAAACUAGUAGAGUACCAAACUGAGCUUGAUGAUAUGAAGUUGAAAACCCAGGGUUCAAACAGAGAUAUUUUCAGGAUGAAGCAUGUGCUGAAGUCUAAAAUGACUGUACAAAUUAAAACUGUUGAGAGAGCUGUGAGCUCUUAUCACAAAGCCUGUGAUCAAGGAGAAAGUUGGGAAGCAAAAUGCCACGAAGCAGAAACAGGCUUUUCCUGUUAGACUGGCAGAUCAGUGCAGUCUGAGAGCCACAGUUGGAAAGGGAAAAUAGAGUCCCUUAAAACACAGAUGGAGCAACUGCAGAGCAAAUGUGAAUCAAACCAUUCUGAAAUGGACCUUCUGAGAAAACAACUGGGAAAUGAAAAAGCAUCUAUGAAAAACCUGGAAUCUUCUCUUGUGUCCAAUUGUGAGAAGGAAUUUCAGUCACAGAGAGCAAACCAAGAGAAAGUCUCUGAAAUUCAGGUUCACAAGGAACAACUUGCUUUAGUAGAAAAUAAUCUUGCUGUGCAGAAUCAAGAUUUUAUCAGAAACAGAGCAGCUCAGUUAGACUCAGAACUGGAUAUCACCAAAACACAGCUGGGGACUGAGCACUCUGAUAGCGCCUGGCCGCUCCUGCUCCUCCUCACCCCCGCGUGGCCCUGUGACCCGGCCGCGGUCAAUGUCUUGCCGAGGUGGCAACACCUGAGCGCCGCACCCCGCUCUGCCCGGGCAGGGCCGCGGGCUCGCCUCCUCUUUGGCCCCGCGGCCACGGGCGGGCCCUGGGCCGCAGGUGCCGGCGGGCCCGGGGCGGAGCGGGCCGGCCCGCGGGCAGGUGGCGGCAGGUCCGCGGCUCGCAUGGCUCCGCGCCGCCGCUCCCCGCCGCUCCCCGCUGCCGGCACCGCCGUGCCGCCGCCCCGGGCCGCCGAGGGCCGCGCCGCCCCUCACGGGCUUCAGGUGAGUGAGGCAGAGCGGGACCCGCCGGGCAGCGGCUCCUCGGGUCGAGCCCCGGGCGCUGCCGUCGGGGGAGGCUGGGCAGCGGGCAGGGCUUCGCUCCCUUCCCCGCGCCUUGUCCGGAGGCUGUUUGUCUGCGAGCACAGCGACGGGAGACGCUGA
Molecule: messenger RNA, 1962 nt
Organism: Camarhynchus parvulus
Lineage: Eukaryota; Metazoa; Chordata; Aves; Passeriformes; Thraupidae
Gene: TSGA10
Product: testis specific 10
Source: RefSeq, a predicted model, not a curated record